AUGGCAGCCAGUCGAGCUGAAGUAACGAAGUAUGCUAAGGGAAAGCCCAGCGUUGGCUGUGUAAUUUGUCGCUCAAGAGACCGUGGAGCUCCGGCAGUACUAGCAGUUGGCUGGAAUGGGUUCCUGCCAGGUUUAACUGAGGAGCAACUUGAAAGACUCAAAGCCGAACUCUCCAAAGAAAAGCAGAUGACUAGAGAACUUGCUCUUCAUGCUGAGGAAAACGCCCUACAGUACUGCUCUGAAGACCCUUUGAAGGCCACCGUUUACGUCACUCACGUGCCGUGCACAACCUGUACAAAACAACUUAUCGCACGAAGAGUUAGGCGUGUUUAUUACCUGUAUUGGAUGACAGGUUGUGACACCUCAAUAAAACUAUUUAAGGAAAUGGACAUCACUUGUUCAGCC
Molecule: messenger RNA, 405 nt
Organism: Porites evermanni
Lineage: Eukaryota; Metazoa; Cnidaria; Anthozoa; Scleractinia; Poritidae
Source: the annotation of a GenBank genome assembly